This is a messenger RNA of Carassius auratus (goldfish), 3877 nucleotides long. RefSeq names its product zinc finger protein 501-like. The record is from RefSeq and is a predicted model, not a curated record. Lineage: Eukaryota; Metazoa; Chordata; Actinopteri; Cypriniformes; Cyprinidae. Gene Ontology annotation, cellular component: nucleus. The transcript is spliced from 5 exons. Gene Ontology annotation, molecular function: DNA-binding transcription factor activity, RNA polymerase II-specific; RNA polymerase II cis-regulatory region sequence-specific DNA binding. Bases 16 to 3399 code for a protein of 1127 amino acids. Gene Ontology annotation, biological process: regulation of transcription by RNA polymerase II.
ACUCUAAAGAUUCACAUGAGGAUCCACACUGGAGAGAAACCAUACACAUGUGAUCAGUGUGGGAAGAGUUUUUCAGAAAAGAGAAACCUUAAGAAACACAUGAUCAUCCACAUUGGAGCGAAACUGUAUGAAUGUGAUCAAUGCAGAAAAACAUUUCAGCGUGCUUCAAACCUGAAGGAUCACCUGAAAAUACAUACUAAGGAGAAACCACAUUCAUGUUCUUUGUGUGGAAAGAGAUUUUCACAUCUGCAUAGUUUAAAAGUUCAUAAAAAAAUGCACACUGGUGUGAGAGAAUAUAUGUGUUUUGAGUGUGAGAAGACAUUUAUUACAGCUGAACAUUUGAAACAGCACCAGAGGAUCCACACUGGAGAGAAACCUUACAUGUGUACACACUGUGACAAGAGAUUCAGUCAGUUAGGAUCCCUAACGAAACAUGAGAAGAUUCACACUGGAGAGAAACCUUACAAAUGUUCACACUGUGACAAAAGAUUCAGUCAGUCAGCAUAUCUGAAAACACAUGAGAAGAUUCACACUGGAGAGAAACCUUACAAAUGUUCACACUGUGACAAAAGAUUCAGUCAGACAGGAUCCAUGAAAACACAUGAGAGGAUCCACACUGGAGAGAAACCUUACAAGUGUUCACACUGUGACAAGAGAUUCAAUCAGUUAGAAAAUCUGAAAACACAUCAGAGGAUCCACACUGGAGAGAAACCUUACAAUUGUUCACUUUGCGACAAGAGAUUCAGUCGAUUAGACAAUCUGAAAACACAUGAGAGCAUCCACACUGGAGAGAAACCUUACAAGUGUUCACAAUGCGACAAGAGAUUCACUCAGUCAGGAUUCCUGAAAACACACGAGAGAGUUCACACUGGAGAGAAACCUUUCAUCUGCACUCAGUGUGGAAAGAGUUUGAUGAGCAAACGGAGUCUUGUGUUUCACACGAGGAUCCACACUGGAGAGAAACCGUUCACAUGCGAACAGUGUGGAAAGAGAUUCACAUGCAAACAGACUAUCAUUGAUCACAUGAGGAUCCACACUGGAGAGAAACCAUACACGUGUGAUCAAUGCGGGAAGAGUUUCACAUACAAACGGACUAUCAUUGAUCACAUGAGGAUCCACACUGGAGAGAAACCGUUCACAUGCGAACAGUGUGGAAAGAGAUUCACAUGCAAACGGACUAUAAGUGUUCACAUGAGGAUCCACACUAGAGAGAAACCGUUCACAUGCGAACAGUGCGGGAAGAGUUUCACUCAGUCAUCAAGCCUUAAGAUGCACAUGAACAUCCACACUGGAGAGAAACUGCAUGAAUGUGGGCAAUGCAGAAAAACAUUUGCAAGGGCUUCAAGUCUGAAGGAGCACAUGAUAGCUCAUUCAAAGGAAAAACCACAUGCAUGUUCUUUGUGUGGAAAGAGUUUUUCACAUCUGCAGCAUUUAAAAGUUCAUCAGAAGAGACACACUGGUGUGAGAGAAUAUAUGUGUUUUGAGUGUGAGAAGACUUUUAUUACGGAUACAGAACUGAAGCAGCACCAGAGGAUCCACACCGGAGAUAAACCUUACAAGUGUUCACACUGCGAAAAGAGAUUCAUUCGGUUAGGACAUCUGAAAUCACAUGAGAAGAUCCACACUGGAGAGAAACCUUACAUGUGUUCACACUGCGACAAGACAUUCAGCCGCAAACAGAGUCUCAUGUUUCACACGAGGAUCCACACUGGAGAGAAACCAUACACAUGUGAUCAGUGCGGGAAGAGUUUCACCCAACCAUCAACCCUUAAGGAUCACAUGAACAUCCACACUGGAGAGAAACCGUUCACAUGUGAUCAAUGUGGAAAGAGUUUCAAAAAACAAGGACAUCUUAAGAGACACCUGGACAUCCACACUGGAGAGAAACUGCACCCAUGUGAUCAAUGUGGCAAGACAUUUUUGAGGACUUCAGACCUGAAGUGUCACCUGAAAGUUCAUACAAAGGAGAAACCACAUUCAUGUUCUUUAUGUGGAAAGAGAUUUUCACAACUGUAUAAUUUAAAAGUUCACCAGAAAAUACAUACUGGUGUGAAAGAUCAUAAGUGCUUUGUGUGUAAGAAGACUUUUAUUACAACUGCAGAAUUGAAGCAGCACCAGAGGAUCCACACCGGAGAGAAACCUUACAAGUGUUCACAAUGUGACAAGAGAUUCAGUCAGACAGGACAUCUGAAAUCACAUGAGAGGAUUCACACUGGAGAGAAACCUUACAAGUGUUCACACUGUGACAAGAGAUUCAGUCAGACAGCACAUCUGAAAUCACAUGAGAGGAUCCACACUGGAGAGAAACCGUAUCACUGCACUGUAUGUGGGAAGAGUUUCAGUGAUUUAUCUUCUCUACGCAGUCAUAAAAUAAUCCACACUGGAGAGAAACCAUACAGAUGUGAUCAGUGCGGGAAGAGUUUCACACAAUCAACAUACCUAAAGAUACACAUGAACAUCCACACUUUAGAAAAACUGUACCCAUGUGAUCAAUGUGGAAAAACAUUUUUGAGGGCUUCAAACCUGAAGCAGCACCUGAAAGUUCAUUCAAAGGAGAAACCACAUUCAUGUUCUUUGUGUGGAAAGAGUUUUUCACAUCUGCAGAGUUUAAAAGUACAUCAGAAGAUACACACUGGUGUGAGAGAAUAUAUGUGUUUUGAGUGUGAGAAGAUUUUUAUUAGAGCUGAAAGUUUGAAACUGCACGAGAGGAUCCACACUGGAGAGAAACCUUACAAGUGUUCACACUGUGACAAGAGAUUCAGUCGGUUAGGAUAUCUGAAAUCACAUGAGAGGAUCCACACUGGAGAGAAACCUUACAAGUGUUCACACUGUGACAAGAGAUUCAGUCAAUCCGAACAUCUGAAAACACAUAAGAGGAUCCACACUGGAGAGAAACCUUACAAGUGUUCACACUGCAACAAGAGAUUCAGUCAGUCAGGAUCCCUGAAAUCACAUGAGUGGAUUCACACUGGAGAGAAACCUUACAAGUGUUCACACUGUGACAAGAGAUUCAGUCAGUCAGGAUCCCUGAAAUCACAUGAGAGGAUCCACACUGGAGAGAAACCUUACAAGUGUUCACUUUGCGACAAGAGAUUCAGUCAGUUAGAAAAUCUGAAAACACAUCAGAGGAUCCACACUGGAGAGAAACCUUACAAUUGUUCACUUUGCGACAAGAGAUUCAGUCGAUUAGACAAUCUGAAAACACAUGAGAGCAUCCACACUGGAGAGAAACCUUACAAGUGUUCACAAUGCGACAAGAGAUUCACUCAGUCAGGAUUCCUGAAAACACACGAGAGAGUUCACACUGGAGAGAAACCGUAUCACUGCUCUGCAUGUGGAAAGAGUUUCAGCCAUUCGUUUUCUCUAAAGAGACAUAAAAUAAGCAAUCACAUUAAGUAAUAUAUCCUCAGGUCCACUGCAUUCAAGUGCUACACUGCAUCUCUUCAAUAUAAAUCUGUCAUAAGAAACAAUCUAAAUUUGACACCAUGAAUAAAGAUCAUCAAGACCAGCAGUUUCUGUGAGAUUCCGAUCAACUCAAUGUUCCUCCCUAAAGUUUAUCUAGUUUGAUCUAAAGUUUUAUUCUUGUAUACAACAUUGCUUUGUGAUAUAAAUAAUAUUAUUAUGCUUUAUUACAAGUUUCAUUAUUUUACAACUGUUGUUCUAAUGCAUAUUUAUAGAAGUUUUUUAAUGUUCUUGUUCAUUAAGCUGAAAAAGAACCUGGUUUAUUUUUCACUUCAUAUUCACUGUUGUUGUAGGUGUUUUUUUUAUUAUUAUGUUUUUUUUAACAACUAAUUAUUCUUCCACUUAGGCUGUAUUUUACAAAAAGCUUGUGUAAUUUAUGGUGCAUGUAGUUUUAGUGUUAUGGUCUGAUCCAUCU